Kwoniella shivajii is the source of this 945-nucleotide messenger RNA. RefSeq lists its product as uncharacterized. Gene Ontology annotation, molecular function: protein binding. The record is from RefSeq and is a predicted model, not a curated record. NCBI's taxonomy places the organism in Eukaryota, Fungi, Basidiomycota, Tremellomycetes, Tremellales, Cryptococcaceae. The transcript is spliced from 3 exons. Bases 1 to 945 code for a protein of 314 amino acids.
AUGUCGACCUCAUCUCUACUUCACACGGCGCUACAAAACCUACAUGUAUCACAACAACAACAACAUUUACAAUCAUUCACACCUCAAGCACCCUCAUCUCCAGGAUCAACCAAUGGUUCAAGAGAUAAUUCUCCUAUCCCAUUCUCAGAUGACGAAACGGAUGACGAUGAUGAGUUGGUGAAUGUUGGAAAAGGUACAAGACCAUCAACACCAACUACCACAAAAGGUCUAAUGUUAGGUCAGCGAUUACCAAGUAAUCUAGGUGGUAAAAACGCUGUUGAUCCUCUUCGAACACUCCCCACACAUAUAGCCGUUAGAGUAUUAAUACAACUCGAUGUUCGAUCUUUGGCGAGAUGUGACAGAGUGUGUAAACGAUGGCACAAAUCCUCGACGAUGAAUUAUGUAUGGUUCCUGCAUAAUCGAGCAUUGGUCCUCCCCAAAUUACUUCUACCCGACGCACCAGGGGGUAAAACGAGAAGAGUCGAUAACGAGAUUGAAUUUUUCGACCCAUACGAUAAAACACCUAGAUUAUCUGCAUUACCCACUCCACCAAUACCAAAUUCCCAAACACCAGUAUGGACCAAGAUAGAAUCCAAGAAAUCAUGGAGAAAAGUAUUCAAAGGGACAUUCCAACGAUCUGAUCCUAACGCUGAACCUGAAGUGGAUUCAAGACGAGUUGAUAUAUCAUCAUUACAAACUUCAGGAUAUACCACUCCGAACUCUGGACAUGCGUACAAAGGUCUAGGUUCUGGGAAUGCCGUUAAAUGGGCUAUGGAAGAUGCGGAAGGUUCAUUAAGCUCAACAGAAAGGAAAGCCCAAGCUAGAGAGAACUAUAAAUCGCUAGGGGGAAGAAAGAGUAAAAGUAAAAGAAAAAUGGGUGGUACUUUGGGUGGUAAAGAUAAAGGAGGUGCGGUGGAUGAUGGCAGAUUUGAAGCUCCAUGGUGA